CCGCGCUGCGGCCGGGGCUCGGCCCCGCUCCGUCCGCCGGCGCAGGCAGCCGGUGCCAGGGCCGCGCCGCGGCCGCCGUCCGAGCCCCCGCGCCGGGCCGGGCCGGGCCGGGUUGAGCCGGUUCGGGCCGGGCCCGCCGCCGCCGCCGCCGCCGCCGCCGCCGCCAUGGCGCGUCUCCCCGCGCUGCUCAGCCCCGUCCUGGUGCUCUUCAGCUGCGACCUCGUGCGGGCCAACAGGCCACCGUCCCCCGUCAACGUGACCGUGACGCAGCUGAAGGCGAAUUCUGCCACCGUCUCAUGGGAUGUCCCCGAAGGAGAUGUGGUCAUCGGCUACGCCAUCUUGCAGCAGCGGCAGGACGGACAGAUGCAGCGCUUCAUCCGGGAGGUGAACACCACCAACAGGGCCUGCGUGCUGUGGGACUUGGCCGAAGACGCUGACUACAUCAUCCAGGUGCAGAGCAUCGGCCUGUAUGGGGAGAGCCAGGCCAGCAAGCGCGUCCACUUCCGCACUCUGAAGGAGACCGAUCGCCUCCCCUCCAACAGCUCCAACCAAGGCGACAUCACCAUGGAAGGGCUGGACAAGGACAGGCAGCUGCAGACGGGCGAGAUUAUCAUCAUUGUGGCUGUGCUGCUCAUGUGGGCAGCGGUGAUCGCCCUCUUCUGCAGGCAGUACGACAUCAUCAAGGACAAUGACUCCAACAACAACAAGGAGAAGACGAAGCCAUCCUCAGAGCACAGCACUCCGGAGCGGCCUUCUGGAGGGCUGUUGCGGAGCAAGAAGAAGUCCCCCUCUGUCAAUAUUAUCGAGGUGUAAGUGCAGCACCAGCUUGGCAUCUGGGGUCCUGGGCAUCCUGCCAGAGCCGAAAACAGGCCUGGGAAGAAGAGGCCGCACUGGGCGCCCAGCCUGGCAUUCUGCAUGCGAAGAUCUGCAUAUCAGAACUUGCGCUUUCCCGAGGGCGCCUGGCCGGGGACGUGCAUGGAGCUGGCUCGGAGCCGCGCAUGCGGUGCGUGGCCCCGGCCAUCCCGCGUGCCUGGCCCCGCUCCCCCGCCGCUGAGGAGCGCAGAGCCGAGCGAGGAGGGGAGCCGCGAGCCCAGCCUGGGGAGCGGAGAGGCCGGUGCUCCUUCCAGCCCGCAGCCCCCAGGGCAGGCAGCGGUCCUGCCCGCCAGCUCGGCCAGAGGCCGGGGUGCAGGCGGGUGACAGCAGGCAGGCAGCCUGGAGCAGCCCCUCCCGGCCGCUGCGUCCGGCUCAGAAGGCCGAGAGCUGGUUCCCCUCCCAGCCCCGGGACGGAGGGGAUGGGGCAGCGCCGGCGCUCGCCCCAGCGCCGCCGGGGAGGUGGCAGGGGGUUCGUCUGUGGGGCUGGGCCCGGCAGGCAGAGCAGGUCCCUGCUGCGGCUCCUCUGCACCCAGUCGCAGCGGUGCGGGGGCUCCCGGGUCCUCUCCCCGCCACGGGGAGAAGGACGCGGAGCGCAACGAGGCAGCGGUGCUGCGGAGCCUGGCCGGGCUGCAGAGCAGGCAGCCGGGGCAGGGAGUGCCAGCAGCUGGGGGGCAGCCCCAUGGGGCGGCGUGAGCCCCACAGAGCCGUGGGGCAGGCGGGGGGGGGGGGGGGCAUGCCGUGGUAUUGCCAUUCCCUGGUAGCAAAAUAGUCCUGGCAAGCUCAAGCCGUUGGUGGGGAGCUGCUGAGCACCCUGCGAGCCGCGGGAUGCCCGGAGAUGGUGCAGUGGCCCCAGCGGGGACGACUCCAGCGCUGACGGCGCCAAGUCCCGCUCCUCGUCCCCUCUGUCCUGCCGGCGCACGGUCACUGCCGAUGCUCUGUCCUGGAGCUGGCCCCGUGUCCUGCCCCGGGCCGGCCGUCGCAACGCAGACCCGUGGGGAAGGGCCGGCCGUACGUGCCCCGGGCCGGCAGACCUCGGGCUCUCUGCAGCCUGGCCCGUCUGCCUGGCCGUGCAGGGACAGCAGGAGCCACUGGCCACGCUGGGGCUGCGGAGGAGGUGGCGUCCGGACCGUGUCUGUGCGCUCCCCAGCACCGGCAGGCAGAAUGUCACCGGGUACCUGCACUGCUGGGGGUGGGAGGCCGAGGCCUGGCCCUGCCAUGCCCUCCUGCCGGGGGGGGCACGAGGAGCCCCUCGCUGCAGGGACGGCAGCUGGCGGCCUCGCUGCUGCUCUGCCUUCCGUGCUCUCCGCUCCACGGUGCGCAGCUGAGCUGGGGUGCUGGCUCUGCAGCCCUCGAUUCAAGCGUCAAGGAUCCAGCGUCUUCCAGGAAUAAAUCUCCCAGCAAAGCACUUUCAGGACUCUUCCUUCUGGGUGCUGCUCAACGCCUGCUGCAGAACUAGGUGGGGAAGGGGCGGCGUAAGCGUCUCCCUGUGGCAGGUCUUUUCAAUAAAAGCAUCCUGGCUCAAAGGCA
This is a messenger RNA of Dromaius novaehollandiae (emu), 2400 nucleotides long. It is a transcript of the gene FNDC4, whose product is annotated as fibronectin type III domain containing 4. The transcript has 6 exons. Gene Ontology annotation, biological process: negative regulation of inflammatory response. Lineage: Eukaryota; Metazoa; Chordata; Aves; Casuariiformes; Dromaiidae. The coding region runs from base 166 to 813 and encodes 215 amino acids. Gene Ontology annotation, molecular function: protein binding. The record is from RefSeq and is a predicted model, not a curated record. Gene Ontology annotation, cellular component: extracellular region; plasma membrane.